AUAUGAAGGUGGACUUUUAAAAAAACAAAACACAGCCUCUGUGUCGUCGCUUGAGGCGAUUCAUUCUUUGAAGCAUGGGGUGCAUUUUGGAGGGGUUUCUGUGGGCCUGGAUGAUCCUGGAGUCUGGGGCCGGUUCAGUUACACUGCCAGAGAUAACAGAUAGGAAGUUCAUCAAUGAAUGUGUGAAGGAACACAACAGGGCGCGGUCAUCUGUCAGUCCGCCUGCAAGUAACAUGCUGCAUAUGACUUGGGAUGACGACUUGGCCAUUACAGCCAGAUCAUGGGCACGACAGUGUGUGUUUGAACACAACCCUGACCGAGCACACCCUUCCUUUGCCUCAGUAGGUGAGAACGUAUGGACAGGUUACCCACCAUCAUCUUUCUAUGUGACGGGUGCAACGCAAAGUUGGGUGGAUGAAAAACAACAUUAUGACUACAACAGCCAAGGCUGCACAAAUGGCUGUGGCCACUACACCCAGGUUGUGUGGGCGAGCAGCUACAAGGUUGGAUGUGCAGCCCAUCUCUGCCCAAAUGGUGUUAAAGGAACUGACUUUGGUCCUAGAGAAGGGGUCGUUUUUGUAUGCAACUAUGCUCCAGCGGGUAAUGUGAUCGGAAGGAAACCAUAUGAAUCUAAAGGAGCAGCCUGCUCUGGAUGUGAAGGCGCCUGUGUGAACAAUCUCUGCGGCAACGGUUGGACCUCUGUGACCAGAGGAUCAAACUAUGUGGCUAUCCUGGUGGUCCGGCCGAUUGCCCUCAUACUCACCUUCGUUGCAGCGUAUGCAGUCCGACACUUUUACCCCGAUAUCUUCUGCUAUGAAUAGACCUCCUGAACUUCUGAAGUGACCUGAAGGACAAUAUUGAGAAUUCUCCUAUGGGAUGUUUGCAUUUGAUUUUGGAUGAUUGCAGAAAAUAAGAUCUGUGGCAAACACACGUUUCUGAAGUGUAUGUGUUUUGUUCAGCAGGAUAAUCUUCACAGAUGAACGCCAUUUUUAUGAUGUUUGAAGCGUUAAUGCGGCCGACAGAAGUAAAAAGCUAACAUUAUGCUACAAGCUAACUACACCACGGUCGGAUGAUUGUGACGUCACUAGCGUUACGCUUCAGAAGAUCUCCGAUAAACUAAUCCACGUAGUUUGAUAAAUAGUUUACUAACAUAAUAUUCACCUUAACCUAAAGAUUAAACCUACAGGAGAUCACAGACUAGUGAGAGAGUUCCCGCCCUCUGUGUCCGGCGUGAUGGCGUUUAAUGUCCCCGACAAACACUGUAGUCACAUUUAGCCACGUGUUAGCAACCGCCUUUUUAAAGACGCGUAAAAACUUCAAAAUUCACAAGUGGGGGUAUUACCUAACGUGGUUUAUGUGGUCUAACAAAACACCAACAUCUCUGAAGCUUGUGUUAACCACAGACCUUAUUUCAGGCGUCUAACCACAAACCCAUUCAAAAUCCCUGUUGACUUUUAGACGAUAGCUAUAGUAAUGCUAACUUACUUCCAGGUUUUAGGACUCAUUCCUGUGGCGCUCUAUUGCACUUGAAUUUACACAGAAUGACCGUGAACUAAAAACGCAGAGUAUGUUCUUCUUCUUCUCUCUAGUCCUUGACUAAAACAGCUUUUAUACAGAAGGGGAGGAGUCAGCCGUCCCGUCCAUGUAAACACGGCUCUGACAACAACACAGCCAGCGGGACUCAAGCUUCUCACUCAUUGUAGACAGUCAUGACUCAGUUUGGUGGUGAUGGUUCAAAAUUACAUUACAGAGGUUUACAUGUAUUUAAUACUUGCACUAACCAGUUUAUGUGAACUAUAUAUAUUCUGCAACCCUGUAGUGAGACACAGCCACAAAGCUUUGGUUUGAAUUCCCUUUGCUUCCAGAUGUAUUCAGGUCACUUUGUCCAAAAGAUCAUUGAUUUAGGAAUACCAAUUGGCAAUAACAGCAAACGCAAUUAUUUGCGAGUUGACUUGUAACAGGUUCAAUAGAAUAGUGUAUUUUUGUUGGUGUGUAUAUGUAUUUGUAUCUGUUGCAUUAUGGAUGUAUCCCAAAACCAGUUGACUUAAAUAUAUAUUUUUGACAA
Messenger RNA from Labrus mixtus (cuckoo wrasse), 2065 nucleotides. RefSeq names its product GLI pathogenesis-related 1a (gene glipr1a). Gene Ontology annotation, cellular component: extracellular region. The transcript is spliced from 5 exons. NCBI's taxonomy places the organism in Eukaryota, Metazoa, Chordata, Actinopteri, Labriformes, Labridae. Bases 75 to 821 code for a protein of 248 amino acids. The record is from RefSeq and is a predicted model, not a curated record.